Messenger RNA from Bactrocera dorsalis (oriental fruit fly), 724 nucleotides. It is a transcript of the gene Uxt, whose product is annotated as protein UXT. Gene Ontology annotation, biological process: negative regulation of transcription by RNA polymerase II; protein folding. The transcript has 2 exons. NCBI's taxonomy places the organism in Eukaryota, Metazoa, Arthropoda, Insecta, Diptera, Tephritidae. Bases 177 to 620 code for a protein of 147 amino acids. Gene Ontology annotation, cellular component: prefoldin complex; cytoplasm. The record is from RefSeq and is a predicted model, not a curated record. Gene Ontology annotation, molecular function: transcription corepressor activity.
UUUGUUUCUUUUGAUUAAUUCUAUAAGUUUAAGUAGAAAUUUAAGUUAUAUUGUUUCUGUCAAUAUUCACUCCAUAAUUAUAAUCAAACAAAGAUAUCGUUUCCUCUAAAGUUUAUCCAGCAGCUUCUCUUUUAUCAUCUCUACUGGCUCGAAAAGUCCUCGAUUUCUGUUGUGAGAUGUCAAAAAUGUCGCUAUUUACUUCUAAAAAUUUAGAAAUUUUUGUUAAUGAAUUUCUAAAGGAAGAUCUGAAACAACUAGAGCACCAUAUAAAUAACUACAACGGUGAAAUCAUGGAAUAUGUGCAACUCAAAAAUACAUUAGAGGCGCUAAAUGAAAACUCGGAUGGUUCCUUCAAAACACAAAUGGAUAUUGGAGGCAAUAUGUUCAUGGAGGCUAAAGUGGAUAACCCCUCCAACUCUGUCUUGGUUGAUGUAGGAAAGGGUUAUUUUGUGGAAUUCACCUUGGAGGAGGCAUUAAAAUUUCUUGAAUUUAAAGUAAAGGUGCUUACAAAUGAAUGUAAUGUUCUGCGUGAAGAAAGUGUGAAAAAACGGUCCGAUAUAAAACUUGCGUUGAUGUGCAUUGCUGAACAAGAAAACUUCUACUCAAACAAACAAGAUUAAGAGGCGUUUAAGAUGUUCGUAAUUUGUAAAUAAGCGUUUUAUCAGAUUAAGUGAAUAUAAUUUUAUGUAUAAAAAUAAAACGUUUUUUGUUUUAAAAUAUUGUA